Molecule: messenger RNA, 811 nt
Organism: Eutrema salsugineum
Lineage: Eukaryota; Viridiplantae; Streptophyta; Magnoliopsida; Brassicales; Brassicaceae
Product: protein FAR1-RELATED SEQUENCE 5
Exons: 3
Coding region: 63-644 (193 amino acids)
Source: RefSeq, a predicted model, not a curated record
GUCACCUCUCUCUUACUCUCUCUGUGCUCGUGCAACCGAAGAUCCUGCAGGUCGUCAAAUCCAUGGAAGAUGAUUUGACCAUAGAACCUCGUGAGGGGAUUGAGUUUGAAUCCGAGGAUGCGGCCAAGAUGUUCUACGAUGAUUACUCUAGACGUUUAGGGUUUGUAAUGCGUGUAAUGUCUUGCCGGAGAUCCGAGAAAGAUGGAAGAAUCCUUGCCCGGAGAUUCGGCUGUAACAAAGAAGGUCACUGUGUUAGCAUCCGAGGUAAGUUUGGAUCAGUCAGGAAACUAAGACCGAGCACAAGAGAAGGUUGCAAGGCCAUGAUUCAUGUCAAGUAUGACCGGUCUGGCAAAUGGGUCAUAACCAAAUUCGUCAAAGAACAUAACCAUCCGCUCGUGGUUGCACCUCGCGAGGCUCGUCACACUCUGGACGACAAGGACAAGAGAAUUCAAGAACUGACGAUAGAGCUACGAAACAAGAAGCGGUUAUGUGCAGCGUACAAGGAACAGCUAGAUGCGUUCACAAAGAUUGUUGAAGAACAUAGUAAUCGGAUAGCAAAGAAAGUGGAGAGUGUGGUGAACAGUUUGAAGGAAUUCGAACCUAUAGAGCUCGAGCUACUGCGAAGUAAACAAGAUGCCCUCUAAGCCAUCUAUAAAUGUGUGCUGCUGUACAUUCUUUACUGCCUUUCCCGAUCUCAAAUGGAUCUAGUGUAAUGUAGAUGUGACUGAAUCUUGUAGUUUAUGGAAUGUAAUGGGAGAAACUUUGUAACCAUAGAUUAGAAGAGAACAUGAAUACAAAUCAGGUUUCAGGA